Messenger RNA from Thamnophis elegans (Western terrestrial garter snake), 4004 nucleotides. It is a transcript of the gene PKNOX1, whose product is annotated as PBX/knotted 1 homeobox 1. The record is from RefSeq and is a predicted model, not a curated record. Bases 999 to 2390 code for a protein of 463 amino acids. Gene Ontology annotation, biological process: angiogenesis; regulation of transcription by RNA polymerase II. NCBI's taxonomy places the organism in Eukaryota, Metazoa, Chordata, Lepidosauria, Squamata, Natricidae. Gene Ontology annotation, molecular function: RNA polymerase II cis-regulatory region sequence-specific DNA binding; DNA-binding transcription factor activity, RNA polymerase II-specific. The transcript is spliced from 13 exons.
UCAAUUGCGCCAACAGAUCCGGGAUGUGGGGGAACAUGGGGGGAGGUGAACCCGCAACAUGGAAAAGCGGGAUAGGGGCAUAGGCACCGUAACUUACACGGAGGGGGGCUAGGGGCGUCGGCGGUCUGGAGCGAGGAAGGAAAGGGAGGGGGGAGUGAGGAAGUUUCUGGAACAGCCGCCGACUGGCCGUUGCUUUGGUAGGAGGAGGUGUCGGCGCCGGCGGCGCGCGCACAUCGAGGUGGGGGAGGUGUCGCGCGCUCGAGUUGGGAGGUGGGAGAGAAAAGGGCAGCAGCUGUUCGUGGUGCGACGGGUGGGCGUAUGGGGGAACCGCGAGGGCGGUGUUUAAAGGGGCCGUUUCGGGGGCAUUCCUGUAGACAUGGAGAAGUAGAAGAAGAAUUGAACAAUUAGCGGGGCUUCCCCUACAGCCGCUUUUCCUCGGUCGCUUCUUUUUUUUUUUAACUCGCUCGGGCUCCUGAGAAAAGCCCUCCCCAUCCCUCCUCCGUUUUUCCACAGAUUCGCAGCUGCCUUUUCGGAGCUUGAAAUAAUCCCUCUUUUGCACGUGAAUUGACGUGGGGGGAUUCAUAGUUGAAGUAUUGAGAAAUACGAGGGUAUUGUUGUUAUUGUAAUCUGGUUGUCAACAAUAAACGUGGAGGGGAGCUCUAUUGCUGCUUCGUUUCUGAGCCGUUUUUGGGUGCUUGGCGACCUGUUUUCAGUCAUGCAAAUUAUAUAUAUUUAUAUUCGCAUACUCUCCACUCCACUUCUCAAAAGGGAGAAGAGAAUUUUAUAAUACAUUUUCAAACCAGCAGACAGUCUCCCACGAAUUUAUAUCCCCUGGCUAAAUUGAAAAAGGUAUACCCUUCUCAAGAAAUGAAUACCAGAGGGGUAGUAUGGCAAGUAAUUGAAAAACUGGACAUUAUUUGCUAAGAAGAGAGACAAGCAUUGAUUGCAAAAAAAUUGAACUAAAACAUGAUUUGACUUCAAAGCAACUCUCAGCAACCAUGAUGGCAACGCAGACAUUAAGUAUAGACAACUAUCAAGAUGGGCAACAACAAAUGCAAGUAGUAACAGAAUUAAAAACAGAGCAGGAUCCAAACUGUUUAGAAACAGAUGCAGGAGGAUUGAGUCCUUCCCCAGUUGAAUCUCAGACACCGAUGGAUGCAGACAAGCAAGCUAUUUACAGGCAUCCACUGUUUCCCUUAUUAGCACUGUUAUUUGAAAAAUGCGAACAAUCUACACAGGGUUCAGAAGGCACAACAUCUGCAAGUUUUGAUGUAGAUAUUGAAAACUUUGUUAGGAAACAGGAGAAGGAAGGAAAACCCUUUUUUUGUGAAGAUCCAGAAACGGAUAAUUUAAUGGUAAAAGCAAUUCAGGUUCUACGAAUUCAUCUGCUUGAGCUAGAAAAAGUUAAUGAGCUCUGUAAAGAUUUUUGUAGUCGCUAUAUUGCAUGUCUAAAGACUAAAAUGAACAGUGAAACUCUGCUAAGUGGGGAAUCUGGGAGUCCUUAUUCGCCAGUACAACCCCAGUCCAGCAACUUUAAACAUGAUAAAGAUAGCUUGGAUUUGCUGGAGCAGCUGUCUUCAUGGAAAGAGUCACCAGAAAAUCCAAUUCAAAGUGCCAUCACAGGUACACUAAGUCCCCAGGGGAUUGUGGUACCUGCAUCAGCCCUACAGCAGGGAAAUGUAACUAUGGCAACGGUUGCAGGUGGCACAGUAUAUCAGCCAGUAACAGUGGUCACACCUCAAGGACAAGUAGUAACACAAGCACUGUCACCUGGAACAAUCAGGAUCCAGAAUUCACAGCUCCAGUUACAAUUAAACCAAGAUUUAAGCAUCUUGCAUCAAGAUGAUGGAUCAUCAAAGAAUAAAAGGGGCGUUCUUCCAAAACAUGCUACAAACGUGAUGAGAUCUUGGCUUUUCCAGCAUAUAGGGCAUCCAUAUCCAACAGAAGAUGAGAAAAAACAGAUAGCAGCACAAACAAAUCUUACCUUACUCCAGGUUAACAACUGGUUUAUCAAUGCUAGAAGGAGAAUUCUCCAGCCAAUGUUGGAUUCCAGCUGUUCUGAAACACCAAAAACCAAGAAGAAAACAGCCCAAAACCGACCAGUUCAGAGGUUCUGGCCAGACUCCAUUGCAUCAGGAGUAGCUCAGCAUCAAUCAAAUGAACUUACUAUGUCAGAUGGGGCUGUUGUAACAAUUACAGCUCCCGUCAACAUGAAUGUAGACAGUCUCCAAUCGCUUUCAUCUGAUGGUACUACUUUGGCUGUUCAGCAAGUCAUGAUGGCAGGGCAAAGUGAGGAUGAAUCUGUAGACAGCACGGAAGAUGAUGGAACAGACCUCUCAACUACAAAUAUCAGUGGGCUGGCCUUGGAUAACAGUGAUUCUCUGCAAUAGGAAGCAAGAGGACCCGACCUAAAAUAUUAGGAAAGACAAAGGACUGACUGACUUUUUAUAGUUUGCACAGCAAACAUUUUACACAAGUUUUAUUUCUAAUAUGUUUUAUAUGUAGAUAUAGAAGAGUGCACUUUUUUGUAUUUCAUAGUAAGCUUAAAGAGUGUCUUUGCAGGUGCAGCAACUUCUUUCAAAUGUGUUGUUUUUUGGUUUUAAUUUUGAAAAUCUAGUAAGUUAAAAAAUUAUCAUCCCAUUUGUUUUCCUAAAGGUAUUAUUUCAUUCACACACAACAAAAGCUGAGUCAAGCUGAAAAAAAAUGUGUAUAAUGGGGUUGCAGACAUGGGGUAAAAUGGUGGCUGCCUGGAAUGUGAGUUAGUUUUACAUUAGCAUGGAUUUAAACUUACCCAAACCAGACAAUUACUAUGUUACUCAGUUCCUUGCUGUUCUAUAAUAUCAUAAGAUCUGCAAUUUUCAAACAUACAACAUUGCACUGCUAUGGGAGAACUGAAAAUACUUUUUAUCUUGUUGAAAGUAACCAGUUUCAGUUCUGUCAUUUUAACAAAGGUGAUUAAUGUAAAUGUAAAGCAUGUCAAACUAAUGUAUGGGAUUUGUUUAUGAAGUUAGCCAUGUAGAUUUGAAAGAUGCUUCUGCACCUUAAAAAAGGAAAUUAACUGCCUGUCCAAAGUGGGCAACAUAAUACGGAAAAAAAGAAAGAAAGAAGUGAAAAUGUGUGAUUCCUAAAGAAUGCAUGGCAUUUACUAUAAACUUAAUUUCUUCAGGAGGAGUUAGGUGGACAACUCUAGAUCUCAUUGUACCUUUAAAAUUUCCUGUUCGUAUGGCUACCACAGCUUUUUUCUCAACAAAUUUUCUUCCUUUUUUAUUCAUUUGCCUAGUGGCUCCUUUUCUUUUCUUCUUUCCCCCUUUCCUUUCCUUUUCUUUUAUUCUCUUUUCUUCUUUUCUUUUCAGCAAAUAAGGUGAGGUUAGAAUGGCAAUAAAAGAAAUAACAGGAGCCAGAAGAAGCCAUGAUUGUAGCUCUCUUCUGGUUAUGCAUUCCAGUGUAGAAUUCACCAUGUAAGAAGCAGCAAACCACUCCUACCCUGUCUUAGUAGCAGUGGUGACAUCACUGAUCUCCACUAGUGUGACAUGAUUGUCUACAAUAUGGAGUUUGACAAUGCAUGUUUUUUUUUUUAAAAAAAACCUUACAUGUAAAAGAAGGCUUCCAACUGUUAACAGCCAUGCCAUAUUCAAAAAUAACUGGCUGUUAAUGGAUAUUAGAACAUAAUAUAAAGAGUGAAAAGAUUAUUAAUGAUUCUUCAUGUGUUGAUUCUAAAUGGGAGUCUCCUACCUAAACUGGUAUUCUCUUAUCGCAGUUCAAGGAUACAUUUAAAGGUACAAUAGAUGUUAUAAGGUGUACUCCUAACUAGUGUGUCUGUCCAUUGUUUGCUAUAAAAUACUUAUUUUUACCUUUAUCAGGAUUCUUGGAUGAAAAAUAUUUUUAUAAAUUCUCUAAGAAUUGGACGGAUGACUGUAUUAAGCAUGAGGAAAAAGUGUUUAGUACUACUAUUUGAAAAGUUAUGAAAACUGUCCAAAUUGAAUAAACAUGCCUAUGUGACAUCC